Asparagus officinalis (garden asparagus) is the source of this 1948-nucleotide messenger RNA. RefSeq names its product beta-amylase 8. The record is from RefSeq and is a predicted model, not a curated record. Gene Ontology annotation, biological process: polysaccharide catabolic process. The transcript is spliced from 9 exons. Bases 21 to 1553 code for a protein of 510 amino acids. Gene Ontology annotation, molecular function: beta-amylase activity. NCBI's taxonomy places the organism in Eukaryota, Viridiplantae, Streptophyta, Magnoliopsida, Asparagales, Asparagaceae.
CUUGAUGACUCUUCUUGCAGAUGCCAUUUAAGGCGACCCUUGAUUCUCAGGCCUCACUACUGAGGAUCGAGGAGAGCUUGUCUCCGGCAUCUCUUGACUCGGUGGUGGUUGUGGAGAGAGAUUUCAAGGGGGAGAAGUAUGCGAGUGCUAGUCCCAUUGAUUCGCCUGAUUGCGUGGAGGCUGAUCAGAUGAUGCAGGGAGCAAUAGAGUGUGAUGGAAACUUUGGAGGAACUCCUUAUGUCCCAAUCUAUGUGAUGCUGCCUACUGGCAUUAUCAACAAUUACUGCCAAUUGGUUGAUCCAGAAGCUUUGCGACAAGAACUAAGGAAUCUGAAGGUUUUACAUGUGGAUGGAGUGGCUGUAAAUUGUUGGUGGGGAAUUGUAGAGGGCUGGAGUCCACAAAAAUAUCAAUGGUCUGGCUAUAGAGAUAUGUUUAAUGUCAUCCGGGAAUUCCAUCUUAAAUUGCAGGUAGUCUUAGCAUUUCAUGAACAUGGAGGGAAUGGAUCUGGUGAUAUGCCUAUAUCCCUUCCCAAAUGGGUCUUGGAGAUUGGAAAAGACAACCAAGAUAUAUUUUUCACUGAUCGUGAGGGGAGGAGGAAUACAGAGUGCCUUUCUUGGGGAAUCGACAAAGAACGUGUGCUCAAAGGAAGAACUGGUAUUGAGGUCUACUUUGACUUCAUGAGAAGUUUCCGGAUGGAAUUCAGUGAUUUAUUUGAAGAGGGCCUUAUUUCUGCUGUUGAAAUUGGACUUGGUGCAUCUGGGGAGCUAAAAUAUCCUUCAUUUCCAGAAAGACUGGGAUGGAGAUACCCUGGUGUUGGUGAAUUUCAGUGCUAUGAUAGGUACUUGCAGCAGAAUCUUCGAAGGGCUGCAAAAUUGAGGGGCCAUGCAUUUUGGGCCAGGGGACCAGAUAAUGCUGGCUAUUAUAAUUCCAGGCCACGUGAAACUGGGUUCUUCUGUGAUCGUGGUGAUUACGACAGCUACUAUGGACGGUUCUUUCUUCGUUGGUAUUCACAAACUCUUAUAGACCAUGCAAAUCAAGUGUUAUCACUCGCAAACCUUGCAUUUGAAGGGACACAACUAGUUGUGAAGAUUCCAUCCGUUUAUUGGUGGUACAAGACUUGCAGUCAUGCUGCUGAGCUAACAGCAGGAUUCCACAACCCUACAAAUCAGGAUGGUUAUUCUUUGGUCUUCGAUAUGCUCAAGAAACACUCUGUGACAAUAAAAUAUGUUUUCUCUGGACCUCAAGCUUCUUCCUUAGAGAACGAUGAUGCAUUGGCCGAUCAAGAAGGUUUAACCUGGCAGGUGUUGAAUUCUGCCUGGGAUCGAGGCCUUAAUGUAGCUGGUCAAAGUGUUCUUCACUGCCAUGAUAGGGAGGCAUGCAUUAAAGUCCUCGAAACUGCAAAGCCAAGAAAUGAUCCUGAUCAUCAUCACCUUACCUUCUUCGCUUACCAGCCCCCAUCGCUUGUCUCUGUGCAGGGAGAUACCUUCUUGCCUGAACUAGAUAAUUUCAUCCGAUGCAUGCAUGGAGAAAAUUCUGAUUAUAUUGAAGCUUGAUGCACAGAUGAAAACCGAGAAAACCAUCUAACUGGCGGUAAGGGUACUUGAAAAGCUCGUGCAUUCUUUGUUAACAAGGUAAAGAAAACAUCGGCAUUAUUAAGUCCUACGAAUUGUUUCCUUUUUGUGCGGACUACUUUUCACUGCUCGUUAACUUUCUUUGAAUAUGACCCUGAUGUAUGGACGAGCCUUUAACAUGGAUCCUCUACUGUAUCAUUCUCUUGUUAAUAUAUGAGCUUCACUAAUACUGAUGUACGGCUUAUACUUCGUUAUUAUUGUCUCCAUAUUCAUAUUUUUUUUCCCCACCAUUUUGUAUGUGAAAUUGUAUUCCAGCUUUCCUAAGUUGCUACGUGCCAACAAGUAUUAAUCAGCAGGUACUAUUUGGAUUAUAAUAU